CAAAUGUCAAAGUUCGGCAACUGGGCGUGAGAAGGAACUUAGAACGGCUACAAAUUGGUAACGUUUUCCCUAACAGGGAAAGCAGGAUUACCAACCAUUUCUGCUGCUGUAUUUGAACCUUCAGAAUAAGAGUUAUGACCCGCAGUCAAACCAAGUUAGCAUUCAUUAUUCAGAGCACAAGUAGAAUUGAUUAGAUUCAGAUUGGAAGAACCAUCUGCUCUCACCAAUGGAUUUUUUAGAGAACAACCGUGAACAGCUUAUUCAAAGAAUGGAGAUGGCAACCAUCAAGAAAAUUGUAGACUGUCUUUUUGCAAAAUCUGUUUUGUCACAUGAAGAAAAAGAUAGUAUCCUUUGCCAAAAAGUAACGCAGGAUGCGUCAAGAAAAUUGACAUGCUCCAUUUUGGAAAAAGGUAGUGAAGCCUGUGAUAUUUUGGUGAGAUCACUGGAGAAAAUAGAUUUUUUCCUUUUUAAGAAACUACAGGGAAGCCAUACAGAUGGACAAGUUACACGACAAGAUGUUGAUUACUUAGCUCAGGAUUUAAGUAACCUAUAUAGGAACCCGUCCUUUAAACGUUUUCAUCCACUGGGCGAAGAAAUUGAUAUCAUCUUUGAUUUGAAGAAUACCUAUACAGAUAUCUUGCUUUGGAAGAAAGAUAUCCAUAAUUUCCGCUUGGCGCAAAUGACUUUAAAUACCCUUUUAGAUGAACUUGAAAGCCCCUGUAUCAUAGAGGGGGAAGCUGGGAAAGGAAAAACGACUCUCCUCAAAAAGAUUGCUUUACUCUGGGCUAAUGAAGAUCAUCCUUCUCUGAUGAGGUUCCAACUUGUCUUCUUCAUCAGCCUGAGUGGGGUAGAGGCAGGCCUAUACGAGACCAUAUGUGAGCAACUUCUUAAGAAGAACUAUAGAAUAUGUAAAGAAGACUUUAUGAAGAUAUUAGAAUUGCUAGCAGAAAAAGUCCUUUUCCUUUUAGAUGGGUAUGAUGAAUUCAAGUCCCAGAGCUGCCCAGAAAUAGAAGCACUGAUAAAAAGCCAUAAAUCCAAGAACACAGUUAUUGUUACUACAAGGACCGAGUCAAUUCGAAGACUGAGGCUGUUUGGGUCACUGAUUGCUGAGACAGGCGAUCUAACCGUGGAAAGUGCAAAAACACUAGUUACAAAUGUUUUGAAAGAAGCCACAUUAGCUGAGGGCCUACUGUCUCAGUUGGAGAGUUUAGAGUCCACUUUUCAGAAUUCUGGGACUCAGCUGGAGAACCUGAUGAGGACACCUUUAUUUGUGAUUAUUGCUUGUGCCAUCCAAAUGGGAGAAUCCACUUUUACUCCACAUACACAAACCACUCUGUUCUCCACCCUAUACAAUUUGUUAGUAGGGAAAAACAAGCACAAGAUCAGAGGGACAAGUGACAAACAUUUUCGGCUCAGCCUAAUUCACUGUGGAAAUUUGGCUUUGGAUGGAAUCUUUGAGCAAAAAUUUGUUUUUCAUCCCGAUGAUUUUUCCAGUGUGAAAGAACAAGUGUUGUUAUCUAUGGGCCUUAUGCACAAGUACACAGCUCAGAGACUAAAAGAAGCAUAUACAUUUUUUCAUAAAUCUUUCCAAGAAUAUAUUGCAGGUAGAAGACUUUCCAGGCUAUUGAGAUCCAAUAGCGAUGAGGAAGUAACCAGAGGAUUCCAUUAUCUCCAAAGAAUUGGGAGUUUUUCGGAUAUAAUUACUACUUAUCACAGUUUGCUUUUGUAUACCUGUGGAUCGUCUUCUGAAGCCACCCAAAAAAUUGUCAGCCAUUUAUCAGCCAUUCAUCAGAAGGGUAGUCUUUUUGGAUUGCCUUUUGCUCGUGAUUUAUUUCCAGAAGAACCCAAAAAAUAUGAACAAAUUGCUGAAGAAGAAGAAGGCUUAAUAGCAACUCGGGAAAAUUCAUUUGUGGAGUGCGUUAUUAGAUUUCUUUAUGAAAGUAUCUCUGAAACAACAGUAAAGGAGGAGUUUGAGGAAUUUUUCCAUGAUAAAAAAUUGUACAUCAAUACCCAGAGGAUUCCUACCUAUGUCUCUGGGUUUUUUGACUAUUUUUCUAAUUGUGUAAGUAUGUUAGAAGUCAUCAAAUUAGACUUUUUUGGUACUUCAUCAGCUACAAGGACAGCAUGGAAAACUGUCAUCCCCGAAAAGGCAGUGUCCUUAUUCUUCAACUGGGAUCGAAAGCUCAAAGGUUUAGAAAUUGCCUUAAAAGAUUUCAAUCAAUUAGAGAAAGGUGAUAUUAAGUAUCUGGAAAAAAUAUGUUGCUCUGCCUCAAGUCUGAGACUGAUUAUCAACAAAUGUCCUGGCCUCACAGGAAAGUUGAGGGAAGUCCUCAAUAGCUGCACAAAUCUGCAGGAUCUUAUUGUAGAGUCCACGCCUCUUAGCAUGGAAGAUGAGCAACAGAUAACUAAAAUGAUGGUACUGAAAACUAUAAAGGUAAAAGACCUGCAGAGUGAAAACCAGCAUGGGGGCCUUCUUGAUGGAAUAUCUAUCCUUGCCAAUGUGGAAAAAAUUAUAUUUGAUAAUGUCAAGAUGAAUGAGAACACUGCUGACAAAUUAGCUGAAGGCUUAAAGAAUUUGAAAAAGUUGAAUUCAUUGCAAUUGAAAGAGCUUACAAAUAUUGGAGAUGGAAUGAUAAGUAUAGUAAAAUCAAUAUCCUUAAAUCUUCGAGAACUAGAAGAAAUUUAUUUGGUUAACUGCUGCAUUUCUGCGACUGCUGUAGAAAUUCUCGUUCAGAAUAUUGGCAAUUUACCCAAACUUUCUGCACUUGAUUUAUCCAACAAUUUUUUGGGAAAUGGAGGAAAAGAAGCUCUUUGUCAAUUAGUUGAAAGCUUAAAUGUCCUACCAAAGAUGAAAAUUCUGAUGUUCCCUUGGGUGGAUGAAGUGAAUGUUUGCCUUGUUAAGUUAGAAGAGUUAAAGAGAAUGCCACGGUUGACCAAACUUGGGCUAAAGAAAUGGAGAACAACCAACUCUGAGGCCAUAAUUCUCAGUACCCUUUUUGCAAAAGCAUCUUUGGCGGACCUCCAGCAUCUGGACAUGGCAGAGACUUGCCUGACAAGUGAGGGGUGGCUCACUAUCUUGAAGGCAUUAACUCAUCUCAAGAAGUUGACAUUUCUAGACUUCAGCCAAGAACGAGGCUUCACACCCUCUGCCCUGUUAGUCUUGACACUGGCCCGCCUAAUAAACCAGUUGGUUUCUUUACAAGAGAUUGAUCUGACUGGCUGGCAGUUUGAUACACAUGAGCUGCAAGAAAUUAACAAAGCAAAGGAAAGUCAUAGGAAUGAGUUGCAAGUAAUAGUUUCUUCAAUCAAGCCAUUUCUGGAUACAAUAAUUUGAUCAUUCCCAGAGCCCUAAUGAAGUGCAUUUCUAUGUAUCUGGAUCUUAAUAUGAAGAACCUACAGAUGGGAAAGACUUAUAAAUGAGGGGCAAAAAACACUCCAGAAUAUACACUUGAAAUCAGCAAAAAAAUGUGAAAUAUUUCAAAAAAGCACAAGCAAGCUUUUAAAAAAUGUGGAAGGAAAGCUGGUGUUAUACAAGUUCUCUUUAUCUGGAUUUUAAUAUAUCAUAUUAUAAUGUAUAAACAAUUAUAAUAUUCUUUGUUUUUUAAUAAUAAGAAUGAAUCUAUUUUGAAAGACAAAUCUAAUACUGUCAGUAUAAACAAGAUUAUGUCUGCACAUUUUC
Molecule: messenger RNA, 3679 nt
Organism: Thamnophis elegans (Western terrestrial garter snake)
Lineage: Eukaryota; Metazoa; Chordata; Lepidosauria; Squamata; Natricidae
Gene: NLRC4
Product: NLR family CARD domain containing 4
Biological process (GO): defense response to bacterium; detection of bacterium; regulation of apoptotic process
Source: RefSeq, a predicted model, not a curated record